Molecule: messenger RNA, 1880 nt
Organism: Saccostrea echinata
Lineage: Eukaryota; Metazoa; Mollusca; Bivalvia; Ostreida; Ostreidae
Product: tripartite motif-containing protein 55-like
Exons: 1
Coding region: 25-1716 (563 amino acids)
Biological process (GO): positive regulation of DNA-templated transcription
Cellular component (GO): nucleoplasm; chromatin
Molecular function (GO): protein binding; ubiquitin-protein transferase activity; zinc ion binding
Source: RefSeq, a predicted model, not a curated record
UAUAUUCAAGAUAUACUGCAUUUAAUGAUGGACCCCCGUACCAGUGCACAGGACGUGAUGCGAUGUGACCUGUGUGAGACCGCUGUGGUACAGAUGCACUGUGAUACAUGUCUUGUCAACCUGUGUACAGCUUGUGUAGGGAAACACAUGAUAUCUGAUGAAUCCAAGGAUCACAAGGUUGUCAAAUUUCAGUCCAGGAAAUCUACUCCUCUCUAUCCUAGAUGUUCAACUCAUGACAAAGAACUGUGUGAAAUGUACUGUAAUCAAUGUGACAUUCCUGUUUGCAAUAGUUGCCUAACAUCUGACCAACACCUAGGUCAUAAAUUAUUAAAAAUUUUGCAAAUUGUGGAAAAACAAAAGAACAAGAUAAUUCAAAAACAAACUGAGUUAAAAGAGACAUUUUUUCCAACCUACCAGGAUAUUGCCUCUGAUGUACAAAACAGAAUGAGUCAGUUAGAAAAGGAAUAUGGAGAUCUCUCAACAGCCAUAACAAAACAUGGAGAGGACUGGCACAGAGAAGUUGACAAACUUGUCAAGAAACUUAAAGCUGAAGUUGAUGAGAUGAAAAAUACACAGUUACAAACUCUACAGAAACAUCUGGAUGAAAUAAACAAGACAAUUUCUUACAUCAAGGAUGAAAUAGAUUCAGUUCAUGUCACUAUAGACUCUAAUGACUUCUCAAAACUGUUCAGCGUUAAAUUCAAUGUAGACAGAUACAAAAAACUUCCACAAAAACUUGUGCCGUCAAAACCUAAAUUCAUUCCUGGAAAAAUUCAAAGAGAAGAACUAAGUAAAUUGUUUGGUACUUCAGCAUCAAGUUCUUUAACUUCAGAUAAACAUGGCUACAAGAUAAAGACAACACAGAAAUCACCAGAAGCUGGAUCCUCUCCUCCAGUCAAACAGCUGCUUGAUGAACCAGAGACUGUCACCACCAUACACACUGAGUAUAUAUACCUUACCACUGUGGCCUGUCUGAGUGAUGAAGAAAUCUGGACAAGAGGAAAUGACAACACCAUGAAACUCUACAGCAUCAAUCAGGGAUCACUACUCAAGUCAAUCACAACCAAGUCAGGGAACCUACCAACUGACAUAGCAGUGACAAAAAGUGGAGAUCUAGUUUAUACUGAUUACUGGGAUAGAACUGUGAACAUUGUGAAGAAUGAGGAGAUAGAGGAGGUGAUCAGACUACAGUACUGGAGACCUUUCAGUGUCUGUAGUACCUCCUCUGAUGACCUCCUGGUUAUCAUGGACAGUGAUGAUUACAAACAAACAAAAGUUGUCUGUUACUCUGGCUCCACAGAGAAACAAACCAUUCAGUUUGAUGAUAAAGGUAAACCUCUCUAUUCAUCUGGUCUUUAUGACAGAUAUAUUACUGAGAACAGGAACCUGGAUAUCUGUGUGUCUGACUAUGGAGCUAAAGCAGUAGUGGUGGUCAAUCAGACCGGGAAACUGAGAUUCAGGUACACUGGACAUACUCCUGCUCCAAAGAACAAAACAUUCAAUCCAGUAGGAAUCACCAAAGACAGUCAGAGUCACAUCCUUAUAGCUGAUUAUGACAAUGAAUGUGUCCACAUCACAGACCAGGAUGGACAGUUCCUCUGUUACAUAGACUAUGGACUGAGUAAACCCUGCGGACUGUGUAUCGAUACAAAUGACAAUCUGUUUGUUGCUCAAUGUAGAAACAGACAAGUGAAGAAAAUCAUAUAUUUGAAAUGAAUUCUGUUACUGUACUUAGUCUAGUAUUAUAAUGGUAAUUCAUAGCAGAAUGCAUUCACAAUAUUAAUCACAGAUAUUGAUAUUUGAUACAAUAUCCAAGCUGAAUUAAAUGAUGAAUGUGACAGAUUAGCUGCAAUUAAAUAUAUUUAACCCAGAGACUGACA